CCGCCCACCCGGAAACAGCUUCGCCCCACCCCGCAUGGAGCUCCUCCCAGCGGCGGUCGAACCCAAGACACCUCUAGCUUUCCAAGGCACGCUCUCCCGAUGGCCCGCUACGAAGAGGUGAGCGUGUACGGCUACGAGGAGUUCACGCAGGCGGUGGAGCAGCACAGUGGCAAGACCAUUUUCGCCUACUUUUCUGGUUCUAAGGACGCCGAAGGCAAAAGCUGGUGCCCCGACUGCGUGCAGGCUGAACCGGUCGUACGAGAGGGGCUGAAGCAUGUUGGUGAAGGAUGUGUGUUCAUCUACUGCCAAGUAGGAGAAAAACCUUAUUGGAAAGAUCCAAAUAAUGACUUCAGGAAAAAGUUGAAAUUAACUGCAGUGCCUACACUACUUAAAUAUGGAACACCUCAAAAACUGGUAGAAUCUGAGUGUCUUCAGGCCAACCUCGUGGAGAUGUUGUUCUCUGAAGAUUAAGAUUUGAUGAUGGCAAUUGUGUCUUUACUUCCUGAUUUGCUCUAGUAUAAAAGAAUGUGCAUACUUGCUUUGAAUUCAUGUUAGCAAUAAGUAAAUAAAUAAAUGAUGUAAAA
Eubalaena glacialis (North Atlantic right whale) is the source of this 584-nucleotide messenger RNA. RefSeq names its product thioredoxin domain containing 17 (gene TXNDC17). NCBI's taxonomy places the organism in Eukaryota, Metazoa, Chordata, Mammalia, Artiodactyla, Balaenidae. Gene Ontology annotation, cellular component: cytosol. The record is from RefSeq and is a predicted model, not a curated record. The transcript is spliced from 4 exons. Gene Ontology annotation, molecular function: protein-disulfide reductase [NAD(P)H] activity. Bases 100 to 471 code for a protein of 123 amino acids.